Messenger RNA from Girardinichthys multiradiatus, 2065 nucleotides. RefSeq names its product complement component 9 (gene c9). Gene Ontology annotation, cellular component: membrane attack complex. The coding region runs from base 73 to 1842 and encodes 589 amino acids. The record is from RefSeq and is a predicted model, not a curated record. Gene Ontology annotation, biological process: immune response. The transcript has 11 exons. Lineage: Eukaryota; Metazoa; Chordata; Actinopteri; Cyprinodontiformes; Goodeidae. Gene Ontology annotation, molecular function: protein binding.
CAAAGUAAUGAUUAACAAGAAGGCAGGAUAAAAACGCUAAAUCUCACUCUUUUGUGAUUUAAAAGGUUAACGAUGAGAUUUGCCAUCGCUCUCCAGCUGAGCCUCAGCACCCUGUGUCUAACUCUGACACUUUUUGAUGGAGGAUUGGGAGCAGUACUUCCCGUACCAGAUUCUGUAAACUGUAUGUGGAGCCACUGGUCAGAAUGGAGUCUUUGUGAUCCUUGCACAAACACCCGAUGGCGUUCACGAGGCAUAGAGGUGUUUGGCCAGUUUGCUGGGAACCCCUGUGUCGGAUCAAUAGGUGACAGACAAUCUUGCCAAACGACAGAAUUAUGCCUGAUACCAACUCCCCCUCCUUGCUCAGGCACUGACUUCCAGUGCAAAACAGAGCUGAAAACAUGCAUCAAACAGAGAUUAGAGUGCAACGGGGACUAUGACUGUGAAGAUGGGUCAGAUGAAGACUGUGAUCCAACCCGUAAACCCUGUGGGGCAUCUGUCCUGGAAAAUAAUGAGCAAGGCAGGACAGCAGGAUAUGGGAUCAACAUAUUGGGUGCAGAUCCUCGAAUGAACCCUUUCAAUAAUGAUUACUUCAAUGGAAGAUGUGAUAAAGUGAGAAACCCAUACAUGGGGAAAUUCGACAGACUUCCCUGGAAUGUUGGUGUGCUCAACUAUGAGACUCUCGUCGAGGAAACUGUUUCCAGAGAAAUCUUUGAGGACACAUACUCAAUCGUGAAAGAAAUACUGAAUGAGGUUACCUUUAAAAUUGAUACCGGACUUUCCUUCAAACUCACUCCCACUGAAAAUUCUCUAUCCAACACUAGCGUCAGUGGUGGGGCUGGGGUUGAAUUUUCAAAGAAAACGAUGAUUAAGGAUGUCACAGAGUACACCACCAUUAAGAACAAGAGCUUUAUGAGGGUAAAAGGUAGAGUACAGAUGAGCACCUACAGGAUGCGCUCCCGUGAGCUCAACGUUGCUGAAGAAUUCUUGAACCAUGUCAGAUCAUUACCUGUGGUGUAUGAAAAGGGUAUUUAUUUUGCCUUCCUGGAAGACUAUGGAACCCACUACACAAAAAAUGGAAAGUCCGGGGGUGAAUAUGAACUGAUCUAUGUUCUAAACCAGGACACCAUCAAGGAAAAAAAUUUAACGGACAGAAGUAUCCAAACAUGUGUCAAAGUGGGGAUCUCUGCAAACUUUGCUUUUUCUGGAGGUGAUGCAACAGGACACAUCCGACCUGAGCACUGUCCAAACACAUCAGCUAAAGAAACAACUAGUGCUGAGGGAAAGGCGUUGGUGGAUAAAGUGAUAACUUCAGUUAAAGGAGGAACUCUUGAGACCGCUGUUGUUAUGAGGGCUCAACUGAACAAGGAGGGUGUCAUGAAUAUAGAUGCUUACCGAAACUGGGCCAGGACCAUUGCAGACGUCCCUGCACUGAUUAACAGUGAGCCUGAACCCAUCUACAAGUUAAUUCCACUGAACACACCUGACGCAAACAGCAGAAUUUCAAACCUUAAGAGGGCUAUAGAAGAUUAUGUUGCUGAAUACAACAUAUGCAAGUGUAAGCCAUGUCAAAAUGGAGGUACUCUUGCUCUUCUUGAUGGAAAGUGUAUUUGUAUGUGCACUGGCCAGUUUGAAGGCUUGGCCUGCCAGAACGUCAGGGCAGAUAAGGCUUCACACCAAGCAGCUCAAAGGCCCACUGUUGCUCAUGAGGGCAACUGGACCUGCUGGUCAUCCUGGUCCUCAUGCAGUGGAGGAAAACGCAGUAGGACACGUCGCUGCAACACAGACGGACUGGGUGGAUCUGUCAGAUGCAGAGGAGAGGUCACUAGUGAAGAAUACUGCUGAAAGCAUGAUUUAUCAAACUGUCAUCCGAUCAAAUACAAUUAACAGAAAUAAAAUUAACAUUUUGCUGUGGGGCAAAAUUUAAAAUUGAAGCUGUUUUCUUGAUGUAGACUUUACUCAAAAACGAUUUGUUCAGUUUUUGCAUUUUUGUUACAAAUGUCUCAGAUUAUUAAGCAAAUUUUAUUAUCAAAGACAAUUCAAUUAAAUACAAAAAGCUGUGUUUAAA